AUGGCAAACAAUGCUUCGAAUGCAGAUGCUAAUAAAACCAAGCGUGCGUUGCUCGUAGUCGAUAUUCAAAAUGACUAUUUUCCUGGUGGCUUAUGGGCAUUGUGCGAUAUGGAUGCCGCAGCUGACAAGGCAGCUCGUGUUCUCGCAGCUGCUCGUGCCGCUGGUGAUCUUGUUGUUCAUAUUCGUCACGAGUUCACCACCGCCGAUGCACCAUUUUUUAAGCCAGAGUCUCUUGGCGCUCAGAUUCAUCCAAAAGCGCAGAACUUAAAAGACGAAUUUGUUGUGGUUAAACGUUACACCAAUUCUUAUCGAGAAACCAACCUAAAGGAAAUAUUAGAUCGUCAUGGUGUUAAACAGGUAGUUAUUUGCGGUGCUAUGAGCCAGAACUGUAUCGAUGCCGUGACUCGCGCUUCCUUUGACUUCGGAUAUGAAUGUGUCGUUAUUCACGAUGCUUGUGCUACUCGUGACCUGGAAUUCAAUGGGAUACAAAUUCCAGCUAAAUAUGUACAUGCUGCAUUCAUGGCUGCACUUCAAUUUGCCUAUGCCAAGACUGUCUCCACAGAUGAAUAUCUUGCUGGCGGAAAAAAAUAA
Messenger RNA from Rotaria socialis, 591 nucleotides. Lineage: Eukaryota; Metazoa; Rotifera; Eurotatoria; Philodinida; Philodinidae. The record is from the annotation of a GenBank genome assembly.